UAGCCUCCGUCGUUGCUAUUAGUAACAACAUAUGUUAAAGUAAGACUCACAAAAGCUCUGUUACCUAUAAACUCAUUGUAAAUAUGGUUUGACGGAAGUCAUCAGUUUUCUUUAGACUGUUUAUUAUCUACUGUUACAAACAGCCACCGCGUAAGCUAAAGCAAGUAGGUCAUCAGUUAGCAGUGAAACCACCUAAUCCGAAACACUGGUUGCCGCUACAGUUUUCAUGUUUACAUCAGCUAGCUGUCACUUAAUGACACAGCCAGUUGAAUAACACGUAGUAAGAGCUUCAGGAAUGUAAAUGUCGGAGGAUAGGGAAGCACAAGAGGACGAGCUACUUGCUCUAGCAAGUAUCUACGAUGAGGAUGAGUUCAACCGGGCGGAAUCGGCUCAGGGGGGAGAGAUCCGCCUCUGCUUGGAACUCCCUCCAGAUUUCAAAGUGGCUGUCAAAGGAGAUAAAAUAACUGAAUAUGAUGUGAGCUACUUACCUCCCUUAAUGCUCAACUUUGAGAUUCCUGCAGAUUAUCCAUCAACAUCUCCACCAGCCUUCACUAUCAGCUCUAAAUGGCUUUCAAGAGCACAAAUGAGUGCUCUGUGUGGACGCUUGGAUGAGCUCUGGGAGGAAAACCAGGGCUCUGUGAUUCUUUUCACAUGGAUUCAGUUCCUCAAAGAGGAAGUUGUGGACUUCUUGGCAAUUAAGUCCCCUCUGGAAAUCAUCAGGGGAGGCAAUAAGGCGGGUUGUGAGCGAAGGAAAGCCGACGCUGCAGCCACAGCUCCAGCAGAAUGUGACAGUAAUUCUGAAAAAGACGAGGAGAAGAAAAGCGAUUUGACGAUAGAGCAACUGGAGAAGCCAUUUUCAUCCUCGUCAUGUCAGCUGGACCCGCGGACCGUCCUCCUGGUUGACCCGCGUGCCGACCUCCUACCUCAGCUCCUGGACUUCGACGAGGCGCAGCGGCAGAAGGUUUUUGACGGCAAGGUGUUCAGCUGUGCAAUCUGCUUCGUGGAGAAGCUGGGUGCCGACUGCCUCUGCUUUAAGGAGUGCCAACACGUCUACUGCAGAGGCUGCAUGACUGAAUACUUCCAGAUCCAAAUCCGAGACGGCAAUGUUCAGUGCCUUAAUUGUCCUGAGCCCAAAUGUACCUCUGUGGCAACUCCACUGCAGGUGAAAGAGCUGGUGGAUGAGGAGCUCUUUGCCCGGUAUGACCGCCUGCUGCUUCAGUCCACCUUGGACCUAAUGGCUGACGUGGUUUAUUGUCCGCGUCAGUUUUGUGGCACGCCGGUGAUGGUGGAGCCAGACACAACCAUGGGCAUUUGUUCGGCCUGCCAGUACGCCUUUUGCACUCUGUGCAAACUGGGCUAUCACGGCGUCUCCCACUGUAAACUCAAUACAGACGAGUUGCGUAACCUGAGAGAUGAGUACCUGUCAGCUACCCCUGCAGCUCAGAAGUUCAUGGAACAGCGUUUUGGGAAGAGAGUGAUCCAGAAGGCAGUGGAGGAAUCCUUUAGCAGAGAAUGGCUCAGUGAAAAUUGCAAGUCCUGCCCUCGCUGUGGAACCAACAUCCAGAAGGACGACGGCUGUAACAAGAUGACCUGCACUUCUUGUAAGCAGUACUUCUGUUGGCUGUGCCUGACCCUGGUCAGCAAGGUCAACCCCUACAGCCACUUCAACGACCCCAAGUCGCCCUGCUUCAACCAACUCUUCCAGGGCGUAGAUGUUGAUGAAGAUGCCUUCUGGAGUGACGAGGACGACUGACAGUGCAGUGCCUCUCUCUUAUACGCGCCAUGUGAAUGCACUUUAUCUCACUUAACCAAGACUUCAUCUACGACCUUCACUACGCCCACAACCCGACAGUUGUCUAUCUCUGUUUAUGUUGAAAUAUGCUCGAGCAUCAUAGAGAUGAAAAUAUUUACUGACUUGUCUUGUUUUUUUUUUCAUUUUCUUUUGAAGAUAUGAUGCAUGUUUUGUCUGAAAAGGGAUUGGUGGUAUUCACAAAUAAGCCACCAGAAGGUUGUUCUGUUAACGGUGAAUAUACUAUCAGUUUCCUUGGCCCAAACUCCUAUUUAGGUGAAUUUAUUGUCAUCGCACAGUAAAGUAGCUCUGAAAUUUUUCUUUAUAUCAUAUUAGAUUGGCUAUACAGAGCUUACUUUAUUUUAUUUUAUUUAAUUGAUUCAAAAUUAGUUAAAAGAUUCUUAUGAUUAAACAAAGAAUUGUUUUGGAUGCAGGAUCCUCACACCGGAGAGAAACCCGGUGAGCUGCAGAUCAUUCACCUUCAGGCUGCUUGAGGACGCUUUUCACACAACACACACAGAAUGACUUUUUUUUUUUUGGUGUGUCUGUUAAUUGGAGUUUGAUAGGAUUAUUUGAUGUGGCUGAGGUGAAACUGAUCUGUUCAGUUGUGGGAAAUGGUUUAGCCGGAGUGCGUUUUUCUGCUCAGAAUGUCAUGAAUGAAGGCAUGAUGGGAGAUUUUGACCACCUUUUCUUCUCGAGGUGUGUGCACCUGCUGGAGAGACAAGUUAUUCAGGGAAUAAAUCCACUGUUGGUGAAAAACAUUUGGAAAUAAGGCUCAAAAUUUAAUCUGCCUUCAUUCAUUACAAUUCAGUUUUAAGUGUUGCCAAAUAUGAGUGUCAAAAUGAGAUCAUAGUCUUGUCUGGAGUCCAGAAGUCUUCAAUGUGUGUUUUUUUUUUUUUUUUUUAAUUGAAAAGAGAUAAGUUGUAUUUCAAAAUGAACAUUAAAUGUGUUCUUUCAUUGAUAAUGAUUUUAGCAGGAAUAGUGCUGGCUCAGGUUUGGCAAAAGAAGAUCUUUUGUUCAGUCAUGACUCACUUUUCCCCAUCGUGGCACCCUGUUGGUCUCGUUCUGCAUCAUGCACACGGAAUAAAACAUGAACGCCUGAAAUGUCCGUUGCAGUUAUUUGAUGUGAGCUUGGAAAAUUCACUUUAAUGUGAGUGAAAUGAUCGUAAUUCACAUGUAUAGGUAUUUCUCAGAAAAAAACAUUCUUCCUUCAUUAGGAUGUUAAAACAAUGUUGUUCAUAGCUAAAAAUUAUUGGGGUUUUAUUAAGUUGUGUCAGUUGCAUGUGAGCUACACAAUGAAAAUGAUGAAUACACUGCCCAAUAAGUACUUCUUUAAUACCUUUACAUAGUGUCCUGAUGUCUUAAAUAAAGUAAAUAACACUUUUUACAGGGAUCUACUUUAAAGUAAUCAAAUUUGACAAGUUGACAAUACAUAUUUUGUAAUAACUGUUAUCUCAAUUUCAAUAAUAAUGAAGGAAAUGCUGAAACAACAGUAAAAGGAAAAAAAAAAUAACCAUGAGGCCAGCAACAAGAAGCUGUAUUUGUUUGGUUUUAUCCAGAGAUGUCACUUUUUUUGUCUCACAUUUUUCCAGACUUACAGUCAAGAGAUUAUCUUUCCAAAGAAAAUAUUAAAAUGUGUCACCACAUCACCAAUGGA
This is a messenger RNA of Salarias fasciatus (jewelled blenny), 3446 nucleotides long. RefSeq names its product ring finger protein 14 (gene rnf14). Gene Ontology annotation, molecular function: protein binding; zinc ion binding; ubiquitin-protein transferase activity. The record is from RefSeq and is a predicted model, not a curated record. Gene Ontology annotation, biological process: protein ubiquitination. The transcript is spliced from 9 exons. NCBI's taxonomy places the organism in Eukaryota, Metazoa, Chordata, Actinopteri, Blenniiformes, Blenniidae. Bases 302 to 1753 code for a protein of 483 amino acids.